Messenger RNA from Fulvia fulva, 621 nucleotides. Its product is annotated as FAD-dependent monooxygenase OpS4. The coding region runs from base 1 to 621 and encodes 206 amino acids. Lineage: Eukaryota; Fungi; Ascomycota; Dothideomycetes; Mycosphaerellales; Mycosphaerellaceae. The record is from RefSeq and is a predicted model, not a curated record. Gene Ontology annotation, molecular function: monooxygenase activity; FAD binding. The transcript is spliced from 3 exons. Gene Ontology annotation, biological process: secondary metabolite biosynthetic process.
AUGACUGAUCAGAAUCACUCUGCUGGAGUCGGCCAAGUCAUUCGAGAAUGUUUUGGCGCUGGCAUCCGACUAUCUCCCAAUACUUUGAGGCUGAUGCUGUCAUGGGGCGUCGACUUCGGCUCCAUCAAGAAAGAGAUAUCUCACGGCAACAGGUUUGUGGACUGGAAAGGCAAGAACCUGCUGGAUGUACCCUUAAAUAACGUCCAAGCCUCAUAUGGUGCCCCGUACUACUUUAUUCAUCGUGCAGACCUGGUGCAUCUACUGGUCCGGACGGCCAGACAACGAGACAACAUCACCAUACGUAUGGAUUCCCGAGUGCAAUCUUACGACUUCGAUACACCGGCUGUAACACUGAUUGGAGGACAAACGAUACGCGCGAAUAUGGUUAUAGCGGCCGAUGGGAUCAAGAGCUCCGUCAGGGACACAGUGAACGGCCGACCUCUCCCACCUCAGGACACCGGCGAUGUGGCCUAUCGAAUUAUGGUGCCAGCUCAGCCACUGCUCGAUGAUCCUCAGAUGGCACAUCUCGUAAAGGAGCUGUCCAUUGGAUGGGCCCUGAAGCUCACGCAGUGGGCUACCCAUUACGUGAAGGAAGCCUGUACAACAUCAUCAUUGACGUAA